Molecule: messenger RNA, 1602 nt
Organism: Schistocerca serialis cubense
Lineage: Eukaryota; Metazoa; Arthropoda; Insecta; Orthoptera; Acrididae
Product: locomotion-related protein Hikaru genki-like
Exons: 10
Coding region: 1-1602 (533 amino acids)
Source: RefSeq, a predicted model, not a curated record
AUGCAGUUGCGCGGAGGCGGUAAGGGUGCGUCUGGCAGCGGGAGAGGCGGUGGAGGCGGUGGUGGUGGUGGCUUGGGCGACGGCGGCGGCGGCGGCGGCGGCGGCGUGAGCGGGUGCCCGCCCCCGGAGCUGGCGCUGAACGGCACCCUGCGCGCCGCCGCGACCGCGACGGACCGCCACCGCAGCGACUACUCGCAGGUGCUGGAGGUCAAGUUCUGGGGCGAGCUGGGCCCGCUGGGCGAGCGCCGCCUCUGCAAGAUCAAGUGCACCGGCGGCUCCUGGGUGGGCCCGCUCUGCCAGAGCCCCGACGACAGCAGCCACUUCCAGCCGCUGUUCCGUAACUGUCACCUGGGCGCGACGCCUCCCAACUUGGUCGUCUUCUACCGCAACAUCUCCAUUAUGAGCGAGAAGUCGGUGUUCCCGCACGGUGCCAUGGUGACGGCGCGCUGCCGCCGGCCCGGCCUGUACAAGCUGCUGGGCAACUCGUCGCUGCGCUGCCAGAACGGCGCCUGGAACCCGCGCCUGCCCGCCUGCAUCCCCACCACCAUGCUCACCAACUUCACCGAGUACGCGCCGCCGACGAUCCUGGUGAAGACACCAGCGGGAGCGGCCUCGAUGGAGCCGUCUGGCGCGGUGGCGGUCUUCCCGGGCACGACGCUGCACCUCGAGUGCCUCUUCUCGCGGAAGCUCGGCAACCCCGAGUGGACGUGGACGCCGACGUUCCGGCAGUACCUCACAGGUUGGGCGAUAGCGGCGGAGGAGCGCGAGUGGAAGUACCGGCUGUCCAUCUACUACAGCAAGCCGCAGGACACGGGCGUCUACACGUGCGCCACGCCGCGGGGCAUCACCAACAGCAUCGCCGUCCACGUCGCAGCCGUGCACUGCGGACCGCUGGAGACUGACGACACGCGGCUGACGAGCCGGAAGGAGGGCAGCCGCCUGGGCCAGCUGGCCGUCUUCCAGUGCCCCGCGGGCUUCCGCCUGCAGGGGCCCACCAACCUCACCUGUCAGGCCUCAGGUCGGUGGUCGGGCCCGGUGCCGCGGUGCGCUCCCAUCCUGUGCCCCAGCCUGGAGACGGACGACCCACACCUGUCGCUGGUCGAGCACAACACCAGCUACGGAGGCCGCGCCGUCUUCCGCUGCUCCUGGGGCCACCAGCUCAAGGGGCAGCCCGGCAUCGAGUGCGAGGCCGACGGCCACUGGUCGGGGCCCAUACCGUCCUGCGAACCCGUGCUGUGUCCGCCGCCACCGGCGCCGCUGCACGGCCGCAUCGUGGCCGGCGAGGAGCGCUACCGCGUGGGCUCGGCCGUGCAGUUCCUCUGCGACGACCGCCACCAGCUGAUCGGCGAGGCCAGCCUCGUCUGCACCGAGACCGGCGUCUGGUCGCACCCCACACCCCUCUGCGAGGCCCGCUGCCCGUACCCCGGCGACCCGGCGCACGGCCGCAUCGCGCCGGUCAAGUUCUCGUACGAGCCGGGCGACAAGCUGCAGGUGACGUGCGGCGCGGGCUUCGUCAGCCGGCUGGGCGAGCCGCCGCAGUGCCAGGGCGACGGCACCUGGUCGCUGCCCGUGCCGCAGUGCCGCAGCUACCGGCACGUCUGA